AGUACAGCACUUACCCUGUUUUGGAAAGUGUUAUGAUUUAGUGAAAAUGCACUGGACUGCGAAUUAAUGGAAUUGGGUUCCAAACCGUGCACUCCCUGGAGAGCUGGUUGCCUUCAGAGAACUCAUCACACUCAUGGCCGGGAUUUUGCGCUCAAUAGUUCAGAGGCCACCAGGCAGAUUGCAAACUAUGGCAAAAAGUAUGGAGUCUCUCAUUUGUACCGAUUGGAUUCGUCACAAAUUUACGAAGUCAAGAAUUCCAGAUAAAGUAUUUCAGCCUUCACCUGCAGAUCAUGAAAAAUAUGGUGGAGAUCCGCAGCAUCCUCAUAAACUGCAUGUUGUUACCAGAAUAAGGAGUACAAAAAGACGUCCAUACUGGGAAAAAGAUGUAAUAAAGAUGCUUGGAUUAGAAAAAGCACAUACUCCACAAGUUCACAAGAACAUCCCUUCCGUAAAUGCAAAACUGAAAGUGGUCAAACAUUUGAUAAGAAUCAAGCCCCUGAGGUUGCCACAAGGACUUCCAGCAGAGGAGGACAUGGCUCACACGUGCCUCAAGAGCAACGGGGAGUUAGUAGUGCAGUGGCUUCUCAGCCCUGCAGACCAGGACGCAACCAAGUCCUAAUGCCAGAGCAGCUUCAGAUGAAAAAGUGCAAAUAUUUUUAUUUAAAAAUGGUGAGAAAGUAGAAGUUCUCAUUAAAAUAUAUUUUAAACGUCAGUCAUUUUCACUGACUAAACAUGGCGUGAUUCUUUCUUACUAUUGGCCUGGAAGUUUCAGGACCACAUGAGUGAGAAUGACAUUGGUUGAACAUCUAGGUUCAGAUGUCACCUUAGCAGCCGUAGCAGUAUCUUAUGUGCUAGAGAAAUCCAGAGCUGACCAGGACAUGGUCCCUGUCCUUCCAGAGUCUAUUCUGCCAGAGAACAGAGGUACAGCCAACGUCAUUAAACCUGGGGUACAGCUAGA
Messenger RNA from Pteropus alecto (black flying fox), 958 nucleotides. RefSeq names its product mitochondrial ribosomal protein L30 (gene MRPL30). Gene Ontology annotation, cellular component: mitochondrion; large ribosomal subunit. The record is from RefSeq and is a predicted model, not a curated record. Gene Ontology annotation, molecular function: structural constituent of ribosome. The coding region runs from base 134 to 619 and encodes 161 amino acids. The transcript has 7 exons. Lineage: Eukaryota; Metazoa; Chordata; Mammalia; Chiroptera; Pteropodidae. Gene Ontology annotation, biological process: translation.